Molecule: messenger RNA, 531 nt
Organism: Triticum turgidum subsp. durum (durum wheat)
Lineage: Eukaryota; Viridiplantae; Streptophyta; Magnoliopsida; Poales; Poaceae
Source: the annotation of a GenBank genome assembly
AUGGCGACGACGCCGGCGCGGCCAUCACAGAGCGAGGCCGGCGAGGCGGUGUCGGUGCAGCACGUGGCCAAGGCCUCCUCGGACGAGCUGCUCCGCAAGUUCGCCGACCCGGACGACGGCGACUCCUCCAACCAGCGGUCAACCCCGCCCCGCCGCAGCCUCGCGCUGCGCCGCAAGCGCUCGUCCCGCCGCGUCGCGUCGGGGCUCUCCGCCAGAGACUCCAGCGCGUCCGGGGCGGACCUGGAGCUGGCGGCGCCCAAGCGGCGGCGCAGCAUCGGCGGGUCCACGGACUGGAGGGCCGGGCUGCUGCUGCCCACCACCACCACGGCCUCCUCCUCCUCCGCCGCCGCGCGCAAGGGCAACGGCGGCCACGCGCGUGCGAAGCGGGGCGCGCGGCUCGACGAGGCCGGCGUCGCGCACUUCCUCGCCGCGCUGGAGCGGACGUGGAAGAAGACGGUGGCGGGCGCGUCGAGGAUGUUCGUGGAGCGGCACCGGAGCAGCCACGUGCAGCUCAUCAGCGACAUGGUCUAG